Molecule: messenger RNA, 1314 nt
Organism: Linum tenue
Lineage: Eukaryota; Viridiplantae; Streptophyta; Magnoliopsida; Malpighiales; Linaceae
Source: the annotation of a GenBank genome assembly
AUGGCUCCCUUUGAUUUCAAGUCCAACAAACACUUUGUUGCUUCAUCCGAUGGAGUCAACCUCCAAGUCUAUGAGUUGACCAAACCAACUCUUACUCAUCCAUCUUCCAUCCGGAAGACUCAUUGGAGGGAAGUUGCAAACAUCAGCACCAGCAUUGAUGAUGAAGACGGCGAAGAGAUGUACGACGGAUUGUUGUUCUUCGAUGGUCAUGGAAAGAUCGAGGGAAGGGUAGCGUUGACAAAGCUGGCACAACACUUGAAGCUGCUGAGUUUGAUGGUGAGCCCUGGAGGGCUCUGCUUCCAAGAUGUGAACGAGCUGGGGGAGUAUGCAGAUUUCGGGAUUCAUUACCUUCGGUUGAAUGAUUUGUUCAGCUGGCCACACCAUGGAGUCAGCCUCGCCACAACUAUCGCUUGGGGGCGUUCCGAGUUGAAGUACCAUGAGCCUAGGCAUGGUCAGCGGUCGAAGCAGACAGAAGGAGGCAACACAUUUACUAGGGAGAUAUACGAGCGACUGAAAAGGCUGGUGAAAGAGAAAGACGAGAAAUUGGUGCAGCUGAAAGAGGAGGCGGACGACGAUCUGCAAAACCUAAGGGAGGAGAAGGAAGAUGAGCUGAGAGAAGAGAUGGCUAAGCUGAAUGAAGCAAAAGAUGAAGAACUACGAAAGUUAAGAAAGGAGAAAGACGAGGAGUUGCGGGAACUAUCAAAGAAGAAGAAUGCUGAAUUGCGAAUACUUAGGAAAGGAAAAGAUGGUGGAGCUGCUUUGCAAAAGUUCCAGAGGGAGAAGGAAGAGGAGAAAGAUGAAGAAAUGUCAAAGAGACUGGAGGAGAAGGACGACGAACUGGAAAAGCUAAGGAAGGAGAAGGACGAGGAGCUGCAAAAGGUUACAAAAGAAAAGGACGAAGGGAAGUUGCAAAAACUAAGGCUGGAGAAGGACGAAGAGAUAAGGAAUCUGCGAAGAGAGAAGGACGAAGAAAUCGAGAAGACGGUAAACAACAACAAGGCGGAGACACUGCGAAAGCUCAACGAGAAGGAUGAAGAACUGCGGAAGCUGAGGCAGGAGAAGGAAGACGAAGCCGCGAAAUCAAGGAGAACGGAGGACGAAUUGCGAGAGUUACAGAAAAAGAAAUCCGAGAAGACGACGAGUUAUAAAUACAGCGACGAGGAAGUGGAAGCGAUGAAAAAGGAGAAAGACGAUCAACUCCAGAAGCUAAGAGACCAACUAUCUUCAACCACGACCGAGCUCACAAGCGCCAAGCAGAUUCUGGAGCAAUACUGUAACAUCCCGUUCCGGCAAAACCCAUAUUUCGAUCGUUAG